This is a messenger RNA of Thunnus maccoyii (southern bluefin tuna), 5144 nucleotides long. RefSeq names its product adenylate cyclase type 8. The record is from RefSeq and is a predicted model, not a curated record. The transcript has 20 exons. Gene Ontology annotation, biological process: cAMP biosynthetic process; intracellular signal transduction; adenylate cyclase-activating G protein-coupled receptor signaling pathway. The coding region runs from base 52 to 3609 and encodes 1185 amino acids. Gene Ontology annotation, molecular function: adenylate cyclase activity. NCBI's taxonomy places the organism in Eukaryota, Metazoa, Chordata, Actinopteri, Scombriformes, Scombridae. Gene Ontology annotation, cellular component: plasma membrane.
CACCUCCUCCUGAUCUGAGACCAACAGCUGAGGUCAGCUACACUCAUCACCAUGGUGACCUUCGCUGAGACAACACAGGUCUCCCCUAUGGAGCUGCGUGAGCCGACCUGCCUGACCGCGACACUGUCCCCUGGGCUGCGGCGAAAAAAGACGCUGUGGCAAAAUGCUGUAAAACACAUCAUUAUCCAGCAGGAGCUCAGCGCGCAGGUGGGUGUGGAGCCAGCACGCAAAAUCUUUGUGACAGACACCUACAUGGAUGAGAUCAACAGACAGAUCCGCAACAAGGCCUCACGCGGAGUCACGAAACGGCGCUCCUCCACAUUCAGAGUCCAGCCUGCCCAGUCACGUGGUUCAAUCAGCACACACAACAGUGUCAGGAGUUCUUUUAACGACUACGCCAGUGAUGCCGACUUCUUUGUGCACUGGGGCCGCACUAUUCGUGGUGUUUACAUACCCACCCUGAGACACACCUUCAAGUCCCGUGACCUGGAGAGACUCUACCAGCAACACUCUUCUCACCAAAGACGCAAUUCGUUAGCCAUCACCAACAUAAUCGAUGCUGUGGCUAAGCUACACGUAUUGGUUCUGUACUUGGCUUUGGCCCCCGAGGCCGUCACAGACACUUUGCGUGGCUGCCUGACGGGAAUUUUCAUGGUGCUAGCUAUAGCACUGUGCAUCCUCGUGCUAACCUGUAAAGACUCCAUGUCCCCAAGGUGGCUUCAUUAUGCCGGCCUAGCGAGCUGGCUGUCGCAGACCACACAGGUGCUGGGAGGACUGGUUUAUGGACUAGAAAAAGACCCCUCGUGGUACGUUUUGUUCACAUUGUUCGCCACAUACACGCUGCUGCCGUUACCUCUGCUAUGGGCCAUUUGCGCUGGUUCACUCACCUCAGCACUGCACCUCCUGGUGGAGAUAGUGCGCUGCUACAAUGACACCAUGCUUUUAAAAAAGGUGUUUGCCAAAGGCCUGCUGUACCUGGGUAUGAACACAGCUGGCUUGUUCAUCCACUACCUGACAGACCACGCACAGAGACAGGUGUUCCUGGAGACGCGACGCUGCAUUGAAGGUCGCCUCAAACUGGAACAAGAGAACCAGAGACAGGAGCGUCUGGUGCUGUCAAUCCUGCCCCGCUUUGUUGCCUUGGAGAUGAUUGCUGACAUGAGCUCUUUGGAGAAUGAACUCAAUCCUCAGGAGUUUCACAAAAUCUCCAUUCACCAGUACAAAGAUGUCAGCAUCCUUUUUGCAGACAUCAAGGGCUUCACUCUGUUGUCCAUGAACCUGUCUGCCCAGGUUCUGGUUCGAACCCUCAACGAACUAUUUGGACGCUUUGAUCAUCUUGCAGAGGAGCACCACUGCCUACGAAUAAAGAUACUAGGAGACUGUUACUACUGUGUGUCAGGGGUCCCUGAGCCACAGCGUGCCCAUGCCCGUCAUUGCGUUGAGAUGGGUCUGGCUAUGAUCAACACCAUACGGUAUGUACGAAAGCAGCUCAACUUUGACAUGGACAUGAGGAUUGGGAUCCACUCGGGCUCUGUCCUGUGUGGGGUGCUGGGCCUGCAGAAAUGGCAGUUUGACGUCUGGUCCUGGGAUGUGGGCAUCGCCAACAUGAUGGAGGCGGGGGGGAUACCAGGACGGAUCCACAUCUCAAAAGCAACUCUGGACUCUCUACAAGGCAUCUACAAGACAGAGGAAGGUCAUGGCCGUGACAGGAGCGAGUUUCUACGGAGACACAACAUCGACACCUUCUUUAUCUGCCCUGAGGAGGAAAAGAACAAAGUUGACCACGUUGAGCCCCUCAGAGUCCAGAAAACGAUCCGAACCUGGGACCCAGAGUUACCUUUUGGGAACGUCAUUGACAUGAAUAGUAUCUUGGCCUCCUUUACGAACGGCUCACUACCUAACUUAUGGCACUCAACCUCCAAGGAGAUUAACAAACGCAUCAAACAUGCCAUUGAGGUUCGAAGCAGCGAGUGCAUGCACAGGGAGCACAUCACUCCACUGACCCUGGUGUUCAAGGACACACACAUCGAGGACAAGUUUUCCCAGAUGAGAGAUGAAAUGUUCAACUCCAACCUGGUCUGCUCCUUCAUCAUGCUCCUCUUUCUCAUGGCUACCCAGGCCCUCAUUCCUGCCCCUAGGCUGUUCCCCAUCGUCCUACAGUUUUCAGUCUUUCUGCUGGCCUACAUGUUGCUGCUGCUGUUGGCCCUAGCAGAAGAGUUCAAGUGGACUCCUCCAGCACUGCAGCACAUCUGCUGCUGGAUCCAUGAAAACAACAGUGCCCGCAACCUCCUCACAAUCACCGCCAUCAUCAUCAACUUUGGCCUAGUCUCUACUGACAUGGUAUGGUGCAUUCUCACGGACACAGAGGAGGCUGACAUAAUAGACAGGACCACCACAGCCUCACGUCCACUCACCGUCUGUACUUACCCUGAGAUCUUUGUGUUGAGUGGCGUGAUCGCCAUGGUGACUUGUGCCGUGUUCCUGCGUCUAAACUCUCUGCUGAAGCUGGCAGUGUUGCUGCUGGCGGUGGCUGUCUACUCCUACCUCAUCCACCUGGCCUUCCUUGCUCUCACACGCCACGAUAUGCUGCACAGGUCUCACUAUGUCAGGAGAAAAGGAAUCUCCAUUCUUCUAAUGGUCAUGUUUAUUGUUGCUGUCUUCUACAAUGGACGACAGUGGGAGGCCACUGCCAGACUGGACUUCCUGUGGCGUCUGCAGGCCCAGCAGGAAGUGGAGGACAUGAGGGAAUUGCGAGAACACAAUGAGUGUCUGUUGCACAACAUCCUGCCUGUGCACGUGGCACGACACUUCUUGGACCGGAGCAUGAAUGAUGAGGAGCUUUACUCCCAGUCCUAUGAUGAAGUGGGUGUUAUGUUUGCCUCCAUCGCGGGGUUCAAUGAGUACUUUGAGCAGAAAGAGAUCAAGCAUGAAGGAGUGGAUUGCCUCCGACUACUGAAUGAGAUCAUUGCCGGCUUUGAUGAGUUGCUGGAGGAGUCAUACUUUCACUACGUGGAGAAGAUCAAGACUAUUGGGAGCUGCUAUAUGGCAGCCUCUGGUUUAGCUCCAGACAGACAGGAUUCUAUGGAUGAAUGGAAUCACCUGAGUGAGCUGGUUUUGUUUGCACUGGCAAUGCAAGAGACCUUGAAAGAGAUGAACAGGCACUCAGCCAAAAACUUCCAACUGCGUGUGGGCAUUGCCCAUGGGCCAGUGGUUGCAGGCGUUAUUGGUGCCACCAAGCCACAGUAUGACAUCUGGGGGUCAACGGUGAACUUGGCCAGCCGUAUGGACAGCACAGGGGUGAGUGGACGCAUCCAGGUACCUGAGGCUACACGGAAGAUCCUGGCAGAGUGGGGCUUUAUCUUGGAGCUACGUGGAGAAAUCUUUGUCAAGGGGGUGAGCGAGCGCCAGGGAAAAGUCCGCACCUAUUUCAUCAGCACCAUGCGCAGUAAGAGGGCCAACGCUGCAACAGAUGGCCGCCCGGGGGGACGGACAGGAGGACGCAUGACGCUGGCAGGAGUUGUGUUUGGUCUUGUCCAAGCCAGACACAAGGAGAAGCUGAGAGAGACCAACGGGGGGUUCAGUUUGAAGCCCUGCAACCUUGAGUGCUGACGGGGACUUUUAGGAUUAAAAAAACUGCAGGUAGAGGAGGACACAGUCCAGCCAUAUUGCUUUUACUGGUUUACCAUUUUGCCAUAACAAAAUUAGCCACACAAAAAGAAGGUGUUGCUGCUGGUCAUAGGAUCCAGUUCUAAUAGAGCCUUUAUUCAUGUUUUCCUCCAUGACUGUGUCCUCCUCGGCUUUCCUGUCAUCUAAAAAGAAAAAGAAAUACUAAGGUUUUUGGACUGUGUUGUGCUUUAACAUAGGGGGAACUCAUCCAUGGAGAUAUUUCUUGAGUUCUGAAGCUGAGCUAAAAUCUUUGAAUGCACAAUAGAGUGGUGCGUCCUGAACUUUGCUUAGAAAUGACUGAACUAUCCCACUGGCCUCUUUUUAAGUUUGAAUAAGCAUCUUGAGAGCACCACUUUCUGUUUUUAUUGCCAUACAUCCGCAUUAUAAACAUUGUCUUCGGUUUUUAAGUUCAUUUUGUACAAAACUAACAAAGGCCAACAUGUUUCUUUUUGUGCUCCAGCAAGUCCUUGGACCUCUAAGCCAAAACACAGAAUACCUCAAAACCAGCUCAACCUCUCAUAGAUUUCCAAUGGCCUAUACAUUACUGACUAAUUAUUUUUUUACUGUGUUAUCUGUCUUUAUCAUUCUUAUCAUUUUUCAGUACAUUUGUAGGCCUUUUAUGAGAUUGAUAUAUAAUUUCUAAAAAAAAAAAAAGAUAUUCCAUAAAGGGACUUUGGUCACCAUAUUUCACUCUAUCAACAUAAUUCAGAAAACAAAAGUCACAUUAUUCAUGGAUUGGAUGACGGAUUUUAAAGCGUGCUCACAUUUUUCUGUAAAUGCUUUUCACCAGAGUAGAGCUCAAAAUAAAGUUGUAUUUCAUGUCAUGUUACAGUUUUACAGUGUUACAGUUUUUCUCUGGAUUUUUGUCAAACGUCUGCAUGUGACGAAUCACACAGCAGUCCUUUCAGUUUACCAUCUCUUUCAUUACUCAUUACAGUUAUUUUUCCAACUCUCAGCAGUCUUCUUUUAAGGAAGUUAACUGUUGACCCCACUUUGCCAAAAGCACAGUUAUAUUCUGUGGCUCUGUUCUCACCUUACAUAUGAUUCCUCUUAUGAUAUACCAAUUUAAAACCAAAGGACACAGAAUUGUUUUUUUCCAUUAUGUAAUGACACUUUAUAUUUUAGGUCUGAUGCAUAUUGACAGUGUCAUAUGAAAACCUUGUGAAUUCAAAUUGUUUUUUUUUUUGUUCAACUCAAAAAUGUAAAAAGAAAUUGUUAAUCUAUGAUUAUGAUUAUGAUUAUGUUAAUCUCUAUCUUCAUCCAAGUACGUAAAAUGCUUCAGAUUUAUAUGAUCAACAGAUUUAAUGGGCUGGGCCUUCAAUAAAGGCUGUGUUUUGUAAACAGUUGGCUUUCUGGAAAUGUAAUGUGUAACAACAAACUGCUAAUAAUGUGUUUCAUUCAUUUUCCCCAGGAAUAUUGCGCUUAUUUUUUCAUAAUUUUUACUAAAAAUAGUCUACAUUUUCUGCUAAUAAAAUCAG